Cucurbita moschata (crookneck pumpkin) is the source of this 1416-nucleotide messenger RNA. RefSeq lists its product as uncharacterized. The transcript is spliced from 4 exons. Lineage: Eukaryota; Viridiplantae; Streptophyta; Magnoliopsida; Cucurbitales; Cucurbitaceae. The record is from RefSeq and is a predicted model, not a curated record. Bases 409 to 1101 code for a protein of 230 amino acids.
GAGGGAGAGGAAAUGAUCUGCAAAGCAAAGCAAAGCAAAGCAAAGACAUGAUCUGCAAACGCCAUUAACGCACACAAACACAAAUUCAGUGAAUUCCAUAUACUCUCUCACAUUUUUCACCCAUCAAAUAUCUCCACAACAAUCCUCUUCUCUCUCUCUCUCAUCGAUGGCCCCGUUGGUCCAAACCAAUUUCCAUCCCCAUCAAAUCCGUAAAUCAACCAAACGAAAUCCUUCCAUCUCUCUCUCUCUUCCCUCAAUCCCCCCUCUGUUUUUCGUUUUCUUCUAGGUUAACUUCUUCUUCAAUCCCUCCAUUCUCUCUUCUCUUUCUCCCAUCCUUUCCAUUUCCUCUCUUUCAAUCGGAUCAACAAACCUCCAAAACCGGAGGCGCGCGGUUUGUUCCAGACACCGAUGAUCGGAAUCAAUCAUACAGGUCUCUUGCAGGAUUACGCAGAGCUGCACAAUGAAACAGAAGCCACGAAGGAGAAACUGUUGAUCUUGAAGCAGAAAAAGUUGACCCUUUUGGCUGAAGUUCGCUUUUUGAGGCAUAAAUAUGAACUCUUGAAGAACCACCCUGAAACUCAACCAAAGCUUGGUUUCAAGCUGCCACAGAACCUUAAAAUCCGACCUCCCGUCUCAAAGAAAGAAAAUCGUUCUCAAAAAAGAGAAGCUCGUAACUUAAACCGAAGGGGAGGAAUCUCCGAUGGGACGGAAGCCACCACUCGAAAAGCUCGGUUGGUUUGCGACGUAAACCAGAAGUCAAGGAUGUGCAGCAAGAAGGAAAUGAAUGUACUCCAUUAUUUUCCUGUUGUUAGCCAGAAAGAGAGAGUAUACAGAGCACAUGAAGUUGCUACCAAUACGAACAUGACCCCGGUGUUCGAUCUUAACCAGAUCUCGAGGGAGGAAGAAGAAUUGCAGGCGGGUUUCGAACCACUAAGAACGGCGGACGACGACGAGCUGAAGAAUAUCUGUUCGAGAAGCGAAGUCGAUGCGAAGAACAGUGACUUGAUGGUGUCGUCGAUGUGUAGGAAUGUUGGCAAUGGAUCAAACAGAGCAGGAAAAAGGAAGAUCUCAUGGCAAGACCGAGUGGCAUUAAGAGCUUGAAAUUCUCUCAUCAUUUGCCUAUGUGGGCAAACUGGGCUUCCUUAAAAUUCCAUUGUUAUUAUUAUUUUAUAUAGUUCUCUCACUCGGCUCGAGAAAAUUAUGACCCUAUAACGUUUGUCAAUAGAAAGUUCGAUAAGGUUCUUAGGAACGACUUUCUAAGUGCUUAAGAAGAGUUUUUAAGUAUUAGAAAGAAACUCUUAAGCACGUGGAAAGUCAUUCCGAAUGUACCUUAUUUUUGAAGUAUAUCUAACGUCGCAAGUUUGGGUUAUCAUCAAAAUUGUGAUCUUAAUGAUGUGUAAAUUACGAUUUUUUUCA